AAAUGUUCUCAUGUAGUACAUGUUUUUUUCUCCUCAUUUUAUAUAAUAAGCUACAAAGAACAUUCUCUUAUCUUUUUCCAUUCUCAUUCUUCACUCUCAUUUUCUGAUUUUUUUUAGUGUCUUUUGAACUUUGAAGCUUAAGGUUUUUUGAUGUCUGUGCCAGUAGAACAAGGCUAUGGUGGUGGUGAGGUUCCUUUAAUGGAAACCACUGAGAGGAACAUUGGAUUGAACCUCAAAGCUACUGAACUGAGGCUUGGGUUGCCUGGCUCUGAGUCACCGGAGAGAGAAAAUGGUGGGUUGUCCAUGCUCAAGUGUUUGGUGUCUGGAGCUAAAAGGGGUUUCUCUGAUGCUAUAGAUGGAGGUUCUGGGAAAUGGGGUGUGUCUGGAAAUGGUGGAUCUGAUGUGGGGUUGUGUAAAGAUGGAAACUUGUUUUCUCCUAAAGGUAAAGUUUCUGGUGUUGGUGUUGGUGUUGGUGGUGAAUGUAACAAGCAACAGAAUCUUUUUUCUGCUACAGUUGUUAAAGAAACUGUUCCUCAUUCUCCAAAGACCUUGCAUGAGAAUAAACCACAGAUUUCUCCUCCUUCUGCUAAGGCACAGGUUGUAGGAUGGCCACCAAUCCGAUCUUUCAGGAAGAACUCUAUGGUUUCUCCGCCUCAAAAGAAUGAUGGUGAUGCAGAAGCUAAGUCUGAAUGUCUUUAUGUAAAAGUUAGCAUGGAAGGUGCUCCGUACUUGAGGAAAGUGGAUCUGAAUGGUUUUAGCUCUUACAGGGAACUUUCUUCAGCACUCGAAAAGAUGUUCAGUUGUUUUACAAUCAGUCAAUGUGGCUCGUACGGGGUUUCUUGUCAAGAAAAAACUUUAAGUGAGAGUAGAUUGGUGGAUCUUCUACAUGGUUCAGAAUAUGUGCUUACUUAUGAAGACAAAGACGGUGAUUGGAUGCUCGUCGGUGAUGUUCCAUGGGAGAUGUUCACCGAGUCUUGCAAGAGGCUAAGGAUAAUGAAGAGUUCUGAAGCAAUUGGACUAGCACCUCGAGCUAUGGAAAAGUGCAAAAGUCGCAACUAGCGCGAUACAAUGUGCUGGUUUAUACUGAUCCACAAAGAUCGAAGAUCGCAUUUAUUAAGCUUAAAAAUACCUUCUUGUUUGCUUAUGUAUGUAUAAUCCUAAUCCUAUUAUUCUAUAUACAAGAAUUGGAGUGUCAUACUCCUAAACUUUAUAGUAGGCCAAAUAUAUUGAUGACAAUAUAUUAGGCAUUUUGGUGUAGUAGAUGUUUCAAGGUAUCUUAGGUUUGUCAUUAGUAUAUAAAUUUUGUAUUUCUCUGUUAACUUGUUCGCAUACUCUAUUCAAGUUAAUGUAAGUGAGUUUUUUGUUUGUUAUAGAAAAGGUAAGAAACAAAGAACAUCGUGCUUUCUUUUCU
Molecule: messenger RNA, 1411 nt
Organism: Vicia villosa (hairy vetch)
Lineage: Eukaryota; Viridiplantae; Streptophyta; Magnoliopsida; Fabales; Fabaceae
Product: auxin-responsive protein IAA27-like
Exons: 5
Coding region: 151-1059 (302 amino acids)
Biological process (GO): regulation of DNA-templated transcription
Cellular component (GO): nucleus
Molecular function (GO): protein binding
Source: RefSeq, a predicted model, not a curated record